Hevea brasiliensis (rubber tree) is the source of this 951-nucleotide messenger RNA. RefSeq lists its product as uncharacterized. The coding region runs from base 127 to 660 and encodes 177 amino acids. NCBI's taxonomy places the organism in Eukaryota, Viridiplantae, Streptophyta, Magnoliopsida, Malpighiales, Euphorbiaceae. Gene Ontology annotation, cellular component: Golgi apparatus. The record is from RefSeq and is a predicted model, not a curated record. The transcript is spliced from 4 exons.
CCGCUAAAUAAAAAGCGCGGGAAAACGAAUAGGAUUCUCGUCUUAGCGGUCACGCACGAGAGACAGAUAGAGAGCAGAACAGAGAAAAGCUAAUCUGUACGAACAUUUCCCGCCCCUCCCCCUUCUAUGGCGCCUAGGAAGCGAAAGGCUGAGGGACAAGAUGAGGGAGUCAAGCCUAUUACAGCCACGUCCACGAGGGUCACUCGGAGCUCCACUCGCCUUGCCAACUCCAACUCCUACGCGCCGCCGGUUGAUUUACCCACUAAGAAAAAGGGGAAAACAGUGGGAAAGAAGAAGGUGAAGACUGAAGACGAAAAGGAGACUGAGACAAACAACGUGGAAGAGAAAGAGAGUGAGAAAGUAGAGGCUAAGGAGGAGACUACUGACGAUAGGACUAAGAAGACCAUUGUGAUUGAGCACUGCAAACAAUGCAAUUCAUUUAUGAAAAGGGCUACACUGGUGAAAAAUGGUCUGGAGAAUUCUGUUCCCAGUAUCAGAGUGGUACUUAAUCCCGAUAAGCCUAGAAGGGGUUGCUUUGAAAUACGGGAGGAAGGUGGAGAGAAGUUCAUCAGUCUUCUGGACAUGAAACGGCCAUUUAAACCAAUGAAGGAUCUUGACAUGGACAAAGUCAUCGCAGAUAUAAUUGACAAGAUCAAAUGAUGAGCCAUUGGAGUGCAGGAGUAUUUUGACUGCAGAGGCAGUUUUUUGUGGAGUUGGAAGUCAACCAAGCUAACAUGACUCUAAAAUGGAAACCUUCGGAUUCUGUUCUGUUGAUUUUCCAUGCAUGCAUCUGUUUGUAGUUUUGUUGUUGUUAUACUGUCAAGGUCAUUAUCCUUAUGAACAAAUUAUUUUGGAUAUAUUCUUGGCAAGCACUAUGAUGAACCAAUGCGUACAAGUGCAUUUUUAAUGUUGUUUCUGAGAGCUAAGGAAGUGAUAUUGACGCGUUAUUUA